Messenger RNA from Colias croceus (clouded yellow), 2507 nucleotides. RefSeq names its product zinc finger protein 808-like. The coding region runs from base 233 to 2458 and encodes 741 amino acids. The record is from RefSeq and is a predicted model, not a curated record. NCBI's taxonomy places the organism in Eukaryota, Metazoa, Arthropoda, Insecta, Lepidoptera, Pieridae. The transcript is spliced from 3 exons. Gene Ontology annotation, biological process: regulation of transcription by RNA polymerase II. Gene Ontology annotation, cellular component: nucleus. Gene Ontology annotation, molecular function: RNA polymerase II transcription regulatory region sequence-specific DNA binding; DNA-binding transcription factor activity, RNA polymerase II-specific.
CAAACUUAUCAAAGGCAUAGGCAUCAGCAUAAUUUUCAUAAAAUGAAAUUAAUACCUAUAAUUUUAAUUAGAUAUUAAUUUUGCAUUUUCAUAAAAAGUACAAUGUAACAUAGAUGUUAAAUUUAAAUAUUAUAUAGUAAUUAUUAAUUAUAAUUUCGUAAUAAGAUUGAUGUUGUGAAUUUGGGUGAUAGCAUAUUAAAUAGGUACAUAAGUCGAUAUAUAAAAGGCAACAAUGACUGAUAAAGUUGAUAUAAAAGUCAAAAAGAUCGACGAAAGAAAGGAUCCCACUUUACUCUUGCCAGAUGAACCAAUGUCAUACGAAAUAAAGCCAAAAAGGAAAAAGAAAAAGAAAAUACAAGAAGACCCUUUUAAAGAUAUUGAAGAAAAUGUAAAAUUACCAACAGUCGCUGUGUUCGAUCCAUCGUCUGAUUCUGUAUUGGAUCCAGAAGUAAAUAUAAAAGUUGAAAAUAUUGAAGUUGAAUUGGAUUUUAAUGAUUUUGCAAAUGAUCAUGGCUUAAUGAUGGGUACAAACAGUGAUGACAGCCAGCCCGAGCCCAUAGUCAAACUAGAACAAGAUAAUAAAGAAGCUACCCUUCUAACUUUUGAAAAUAUCAUCAACGAUAAAUCAAUUUGCAAAGUGUGCCAUCUAGUCUUUCGAACGCCAAAAACAUUACGAAUGCAUCAGAAAAGGAAGCACAAGGUGUUCAGACGGUCAUUUAAACAUAUAUGUGAUCAUUGUGGUAUGUCGUAUGAGACAAAGAACAGUUUAGUAGCGCACAUGAAAAGGAAGCAUGGACCAGAUUCCACGCCUGAUGACAGAGAAGAGAGGACGUGUGAUGUGUGUGCUCUAGUCUUUAAAGGCAUGGCUAGGUUGCGUAUGCACAUGCGAAGAAAACACGGCUCUUUUGAAGAGUCCUUCAAACAUAUUUGCGAGGACUGCGGACUGACAUAUGAUAAGUACAGGAGUUUAAUAGUACACAUACAAAGAAAGCAUUCGAAAACAGACGAGCCAAUCACAGAUCAGUGGUUCAAAUGUCCGUUUUGUCCGAAAGGAUUCGGUAAACGGGAAACUUAUGUUAGACAUGUACAGAGAAAACACAGGGUAAAUGAUGAAGAAACAAGCAAGAAUCAAGAAGUUGGAGAAGAUAUUGGGAAAGUGGAAAGUACAGAAACAGGAGAGAUAUGUUGUGCCGAGUGUCCAUUGGUUUUUUCGUCAUUGAACUAUUUAAAACUGCAUAUGAGACGAAAGCAUAACGCCUUUAAGGAUAACUUUCGACUGAAAUGUAAAAUAUGUAACUUGUCUUAUGAUAAAAUAGAGAGCUUAAAGCGCCACAUUCGCAGAAAACAUGAUAAGGGGUCCAAUUGCGAUGUGUGUAAUAAGCAAUUUGAUACUCGAGAACUGUACUUAAAUCAUACCCACGAAAGAUUGGUUAGAGAAUGUACAAUUUGUGGAUUAAUAUUUGCGUCCCAAAGUGGUCUAGGUAAACAUUUACGAUGUACGCACAAGAUUGUUCAACCGAAGACUGUUUUCUGCCAUAUUUGUAACGAAGGUUUCAAUGAUAAACGUCAAUUAAAGCUGCAUUAUUUAAGAGUUCAUUUAAAUGUAUCUUAUACUUGUCGAUUUUGUAAAAAAGUGUUCAAAGCGAAGGAGAGUUACAGACGCCAUGUUGUAUUUAAGCAUCAAAACAAACGUCCAAAUAGUGAAUUGCAAACUUGUGAUCAAUGUUCUGAAACGUUUUCUGAUGAGUUUGAGCUCAGUCGACAUUUCGAUUUAGUGCACCGGCGAGCAGAGGGAACACAAGAAACAAAUAAUGUAGUUAUAAAAAAAGAAGAUGCAGAUAUACCGAAUUCAUACCAAUGCACAAAGUGCACGGAAAACUAUAUGUCUUGGGAUCAAUUGAAAUUGCAUUACGAGCAAAACCAUUACAUUCUAGCCGAAACACAGUGUCAAGUGUGUGGCGAAAUAAUACCUGGUAACGAACUACAGAAGCAUAUGAAAGAUGCGCAUACAGAUAACAGCAUGCGAUGUAGAUAUUGUGAAUAUGUUACGAAUAAUAGAGCGAGUAUGACUCAGCAUAUUUUAAGGCAUAAGAAUGCGACUACGUUGAACUGUCAUUUUGAGAAUUGUAAAUAUAAGACAUUUUAUGAAGGUGCAAUGGAGAAGCAUAAGCGUAAACAUGAAGACCAGGGUGUCAAGUUACAGUGUACCCAGUGUCCGUUCCAGACGAUGAAUAAGUAUAUAUUGAAGUAUCACGAAGAAGCGCAUAUGACGGGUAAGAAACGGUAUUCGUGUGAUCAAUGUGAUUACGCUACAGUUUUGCCUGCGAGCUUAGUUCAGCACAAAUAUAAACAUUCCACAGAAAAGAGAUUUAAAUGCGAAAUGUGUCCGUUUGCUACAAAGUACAAUACGUCGUUACGUUUUCAUGUUAAGAAAAAACAUUGUGAUCUCCCAUCUUAAUGUUGUUAAAUGUUGAUUGUUUAUGAAAUUAAAAUUAUUGGUGUUUUGA